CACAGAAAGCGUCUUUAUCCAAAUCGAGCGCCAGCUGGCGGCUUCGGGCGCUAUUUACCGAAAGCAGCCGAAGAUUCCCGAGCGUCGCCGAGUCCGUGAGGGCGCACAAAGGCAGCAUCGUCGUGGUCGUCGUUACGGGGAAAGUCUCGCUCUUGCUCUCCCCAUUUUUCUCAUUGUCUCGUUUUCUCCAGAUGGUCGCCUUGCUGUGGUGCUUUCAGCUUGGACGAGCUUGUUGAAAGGGGGAAAAGGUGAUUUCCUCACACAAAAAAGGAACACUCUGCGUCCUCGUUUCUCCAACACGACGGAAGCCUGCAUGUUGAAGAUGAGAGGCAUGGCAUGUGUGCUGCUUAGCAACCUGCUCUGCACGGCUGCAUCAGCAUCCUUUAAAGUCAAGGAAGAGCACAGGACGGCCUUCUUCGGCGAAGACAUCCACAUCGACAUCCCGGCUGGUAACAUCGGCGAGGUGGUCUUCCGUCCCAAGACCAACAAGAGCGUCGAGGUGCCGCUCCUUCGUGCGGGAAAAGUGUUGCACCGACGAGCUCGUCUCAAUCCCUAUGGCCACCUCGUGCUGGAUGACGUGCAGGAGGAAGACGAGGGCGUCUACGUGGUCAGCAGGAAUGAAGGCGUGCUUCGGCGCCUCACUCUCGACGUCCGAGAUUGUGCCGUGGAGGAAGUGGUCAAGUACGGAGACACUUACUACAUCCACUUGAACCAGGUGCAAGGUCCAAUCAGCUUGGAGUUCAGACCCGGUCCUGUCCGCCACUUUAAUCAUUCGGACUUCCUGCACGCAACCGAGCCACCGGCCGCACUACUCUUCCGCCACACUCUGGUGCUGGCCGACGCCUACGCCGGACGCCUGAGUGUGACCAACAAGAGUGUGGCGCUACACUCUGUCAAGAUGGCUGACGAGGGCAGUUUCACCGUGCGCGACCACGAGGGGAAAGUGCGAAGGAGGAACUGCCUUCAUGUGCGAGAGCACCAGGACUUCCUGCACCCUUCCAACGGAGCCGACAUGACUGUAAAACUCUACCUGGACCACGGCGAAGUAAAUGUGGUCUACAGGCCCAAAUCCGGCCACCAGGACCGUCCGAUCCUGGAGCGAGGCGUUCUGGUGACACCGCCGGAAUCCCAACUGGCAGGCCGCGUCAGCGUGGACGGCUCAGAACUGCUGCUGAGGAAGGUGCGAUGGUCUGACGAGGGUGUCUUCAAAAUCACGGACCUGGCAGGGUUCCCCGUGGCUCACGUUUACGUGGACGUGGUUGCCUCCAAGCUGCCGCUGCUGACGUUGGCCGUGCUGUCGCUGCUGAGCCUGCUGGCCUUCAUGCUGCUGGUGUGUCUGCUGUCGUGCCUCUACAAGGUGCACAAAAGGAACAAGAUGAACAAGAAGCUGACGCUGCUCGCCCAGCAAGCCGGCAAGGGCGAGGAGGGCGAGGCCCUUCGACAGGUAGUCCAUGAGGCCUACAGCAGGUUCACAGAAGAGUCACUCGCGCAGUCGAUGUGCAACAAACCAGCUGAGGACUGCGACGUCACCAUCAAGGGUGUGGAGGUUUCCAAAGCGAGCGGCUACAAGGCGCUCACGUCAGACACCAACCUCCUGGAGAUGAGCGACUCCGGAGUCGACUCGGGCCUGCCCCCAGACAGCGAUACAGACGCCACCGUGACCUUUGCCUCCCACAAGCCUCUCCUCGACGCUCAUUUUCCGAGCCCGGUGUCCGAGAGAAAUCUCCCGGACGGCCUGGUGGCCGCGACGGUGCCGGACGGAGACGUCCGAACCCCCGCCGAUCCGCAGACUGGCGAUGAAAUGGCGGCCGAGGGCGGAGAAGCUGAGCAAAAGAAGGACCCGUCCCAAAGCACCUGAAAGGUCGCAAUAUCGUUAGCAUUAGCAUCCAUUCAAUGGCGAGCUAUUUUGAGGGAAGCACAAUCACCGAUCCGGACAUCAGUGUCGACUACAACAAAGGGUUUUCAAACUUUUGGGGUCCAAAGACCCUCUCGUAAUCCUAAAAUCAAUUCAACCUUCAAUUUAAAUCUCGAGAAAUAUAUAUUUUCUGGAACAUAUCAACCGAAAUAUCGAACAUCAUAGAAAGAGGAGCUAGCGACUGUGAACCAUGCUAGUUAGCCGCCUCUGUCACGACGUCAUUUGUUUCACCAAUCGUGGAUGCGCUAACUCUCGCACUUGGUUGCAAAGAUUGAUAACAAAACGGAAUUUGUUGAUGAGUGGCACAUGUAAAUUUGAUAUCCUACUGGAAGUUUUGCCUUCUGCGGGAGACCAUCUUCAUGAGCACAUUUUGCAAAUCCUUCCUCUGCCGAGCCAUGGUCACUGAAAUUUUUCCAAAGGGGUGAAAAAUUAUUUUGCCGUCACUUGACGACAUGACCUCGAGCACAAUACUGAGCGCAACAUCAGAAGAAGAACAAAACAACUGUGUGCAUGCCUUCAACACAAGCACUCGUCGUUGACUAUUUACAGUAGUAGUCCAAUCACUGCAUGUGAGCCGCAAACUAAACCGCUUCCGUUGAGGUCUUCGCCUCUGGGGAUUUGGUGGAAACGACUCCAAACGGAGAUUGAGCAGCCAAUCAUGUUGACCAAAAUUGUGGCUAAUUGAACUCCGGCUUGCACAAAAGCUACUGGAAUCACCGGACGUCAGGGACUCAUUCGAGUUACAUAACGUGAGUCGAGACAGUUUUAGGGUGAGCCCACAUUGAAAACAUAUUGGAUGUAUGACCGAUUGAGUGAUCACGACUUCCUAGCCGUAAACGAAAUGAUCCAAUUAUCUCGUCGCUAAAGUCAAUUGGAGCGGUAUCAGGGAAUCACAUUUUAAAUAUUGGAACAAGUGUGCGUGUUCGUGUGCGUGUGUGUGUGUGUGUGUGUCAGGCCCCGACAAGGAUAAGCACAACAUUUUGAAGAAAAUACCGGUAAUAAUACCCCCGCAAGCUAGUAGCAGCUAAUGUAAAUAUGUCUGUGAACGUACUGUUUACUAAUGUUAAAGGAUUGAUUUUUCUAUGGCAUGUUUCUUCUAUAUACGUACAUAUACCCACAAUGAUAUAUAGAUAAGCGGAAAUGCUUGAGCUUGACUAAUAUAAGCAAUAUAUCUGAUAAUAGCACUGAUUGAUUUGAAAUGAAAUGCAUGCUUUUCCUCAAUUUGGGCAUAUAGCGGAAUUGUUAUUUCGACACAAUCUUUGACUUAUGCACUUAUAAGCAUAUGUAAAUACAUAGUUACUAUUUUGAAAUGUCAAAAGUUGCCCUCGUCCUAUUUGUAAAAUCUGAGUGUUCUUUCCCUUUCUGAUGCUAAUUAUUUAGCAAAGGCUGUUUUGCUACUCUGAAAGUCUUGGUUGUGGAUUAGCAAAAAUGAGUAACAUUGGUAAUAUUUAAUCUUUUUUUUUUUUACAUAUUUUUUAAAUGUGAGUUACUCGCACACAUAAACAUGUUUCUUUUUUUUAACAUUAACAUAUUAGCGUAUGCACUUGUUGAAGUCGUAAAACGAGUACAGGCUUCUUGAAAUAUUGUCAUUUGUGUAAAUCUAUUCUUGAAUCAAGAUGAAGGCCUGAAAUUAGAUUUUGCGUCACUAAAGAAGAGAUGAUUUCACACUAUCUUAAUUGUGUCAAAGUAUUCCCACGUAGUGAUUUGUACAGUAACGAAGCAAACAUGAAUGUGCACAAUGUUCCCGAAGUGUCACCAGUUCACGCGUGUUUUGUUUUUUGAGACUGUCAACUGCUGUGUGUGCAUGCGUUGCCAAGUCUUAUUGAUGAAUGUUUCAUACUGCUUCAUAUUUCUUUUCAACUCAACCACUUUGUUGUACAGCCACAAACAAAUGCUCCAUUGUCACUUGGAAGAACCAUUUCACAUUUCUACACUCUGUAUGACCUUUUGCAUCCUGCCGAGAGUUUUGUAGUGCUUCUGUUUUUCUGUCAUGAAUGAAUAAUUCAGAAUAAAUGAAAUUUCAAUACGA
Messenger RNA from Hippocampus zosterae (dwarf seahorse), 3944 nucleotides. RefSeq lists its product as uncharacterized. Bases 314 to 1858 code for a protein of 514 amino acids. The record is from RefSeq and is a predicted model, not a curated record. The transcript is spliced from 10 exons. Lineage: Eukaryota; Metazoa; Chordata; Actinopteri; Syngnathiformes; Syngnathidae.